This is a messenger RNA of Mercenaria mercenaria, 1835 nucleotides long. RefSeq lists its product as uncharacterized. The record is from RefSeq and is a predicted model, not a curated record. Lineage: Eukaryota; Metazoa; Mollusca; Bivalvia; Venerida; Veneridae. Bases 98 to 1192 code for a protein of 364 amino acids. The transcript is spliced from 16 exons.
UACAGGGUUGUCACAAAUUUUGGCACACCGUGAAGUUGUUGCUGAUAAGUUGGGUAACCACAAUUUUAUAAGGAUUAGUGGGACCCGAUACCCAAGAAUGAGGUGUCUUUUAAUUAUAGUUUUGUUGGGGUUGGCCAGUGCCGCAUUCGCACAACACUUUGGGAAAUACGGAAAGUGGCGCCAUUGGAAAAAACCAAAAUGGCAGCCCCCUAGAAUCAAAAAUCGUAUAGUUCCAGUUCCUGUCCACGUGCCAGUUCACAAACCUUACCCAGUUGUGCGAUAUGUACCAGUGAGAGUCGUGCAGCACGUGCCUGUCGAGGUAGUCAGGAAGGUCAAAGUACCACAACCAUACCCAGUUGUACAGAAGGUCCCUGUCCCAGUUGUGAGAACUGUAGAAAGAAAGGUCCCAUACCCAGUUCACAGACCAUACCCAGUUCCGGUAGAGAAGAAAGUCCCAGUACCAGUUCACGUUCCAGUGCCUGUUCAUGUACCGAAACCAUACCCAGUUAAGGUCGUCAAAAACGUACCAGUCCAUAUUCCUGUGAGAGUACCAGUACCAGUACCUAAGCCGGUUCACAUUGUCCACAAACAGAAGGUACCAGUCGCAGUUCCCGUACCGAAACCAGUCUAUGUUGAGAGAAAGGUAGCUGUGCCCGUUCCCAAACCAUACCCAGUCGAAAAACCAUACCCAGUGCAUGUGAGAGUACCAGUACCAAAACCUUACCCAGUUCAAGUUAAAGUUCCAGUACCAAAACCAUAUCCAGUUGUUGUUGAAAGGAAAGUAAACGUUCCAGUCCAUGUCCCAGUACAUAUUCCUGUAAAACACAAGGUGCCGGUACCAGUACCAGUAAUUAAGGAGAGGCCAGUUCCUUAUCCAGUGAAAGUUGGAGUACCUGUUCCGAAGCCAUACCCAGUGAUCCAGAGGGUUGCUUUUCCUGUGAAACAGCCAUACCCAGUACCGGUAAAAACACCAGUUGCAGUUCCAGUUGAACGCAAAGUGAAAGUGCCUGUACCAGUCGAACGAAAAGUUCCUUACCCAGUCCACGUUCCCGUUCCAGUUAAGCAACCAGUCCCUGUUCACGUAGUACAAAAGGUCAAAGUUCCGGUAAAGGUACCAUACCCAGUGCCCGUUCCACAGAAGAAAGUGCCAAUGCCACCGCCAAAGAAGUUUCGACGUCCGAAAAAAUGGUAAAUGCUGACAGAAACAGAAAUAGUUUCAAAUGGUUUCCGUGACAUCCAAAAUUAAUUGCGAGGAGCGGGGGUAUUAAGCUUUUUAGAUAAAAUUCCGUCGUCAUGGCUUUGACGUCGUAUCACUGUUGCAAUGAUUUUAUUUCGAAAUUAUUUCGUAUCACUUCGUAGGAUCUGUAAGCAUUUUGUUCAAAUUUACUCAUCGUUUUAUGAGAUUCUAUACUGUUUUAGUUUUUAGUUUCUUACUGCUAUGUUUGUAUUGUGCUUAUGCGUGUCUUUGCAUCUAAAUCACACCUUGUGAUGUCCGUUUUGGUGUCUGUGACGUCAUCAUAUCUUGUGAUGUCAGAUUUGAUGUCUGUGACGUCAUCAUGAGGCCAUUAGUUUGUUAAAUGAUUAAUUAGACUACACUAAAAUAGUAUUAGACUUUUAUCACAUAUUGACAUAAUAUAUAUUUUAUCAGUUUAGCAUAAUCCAAUAACAAAAAUGGCAACGGUCGAUAUUAGUUUAUCUUGUCAAAGCCAAUAAGAUUCUGUUUUAUGUCGGUUCGUGAUUAGAAAAUGAUAUAAGUGAUUAGAAUAAGCAUACGAUAUAUAUGUCUAGACGAUGGAAUAUUACUGUUAUCUAUUGAAUAAAAUCUAGAUUUUGAA